Exophiala bonariae is the source of this 2238-nucleotide messenger RNA. RefSeq lists its product as uncharacterized. Gene Ontology annotation, molecular function: biotin--[biotin carboxyl-carrier protein] ligase activity. Bases 1 to 2238 code for a protein of 745 amino acids. Lineage: Eukaryota; Fungi; Ascomycota; Eurotiomycetes; Chaetothyriales; Herpotrichiellaceae. The transcript has a single exon. Gene Ontology annotation, cellular component: cytoplasm. Gene Ontology annotation, biological process: protein modification process. The record is from RefSeq and is a predicted model, not a curated record.
AUGUCUACAAAACGCAUGAACAUCCUCGUCUAUUCUGGUGCGCUCACUCAGGAUGCUUGGCGCCGAAAUGAAAAUCUAAUGCUUUCUCCAGGACUUGGUAGCACGGUAGAAUCAGUUCGUCAUUGCCUGUUUACCCUCCGAAGGCUACUGGCUCCCCACUACGCUGUGAUUCCCGUCACUGGGGAUAUGCUGGUCAAAGAGCCAUGGACUGCAAGCUGUGCUGCCCUCGUGUUCCCCGGCGGUGCCGACCAAGGGUAUUGUAGCACGCUAAAUGGAGAGGGCAACCGUCGUAUACGACAAUUCGUCGAACGUGGCGGUAAAUAUAUUGGCUUCUGUGCUGGUGGCUAUUACGGGAGCGCCAAAUGUGAAUUUGAAGUGGGCAAUAAAUUACUUGAAGUCAUUGGCGAUCGUGAACUCGCGUUCUAUCCCGGCAUUGAUCGAGGCUGCGCGUUCCCAGGUUUCGUCUAUCACAGCGAGAAAGGCGCCCGUGCAGUCGAUUUGGUCGUCGACAAAAGCUUUCUCUCAGCUGGGACGGUCCCAAAUGUCUUCAAGUCAUACUACAAUGGAGGAGGCGUAUUCGUUGACGCCCCCAAGUAUCGUGACAAGGGUGUCGAGGUACUGGCUAGUUAUGCAGACCCCCUAGCAGUUGACCCUGGCGAGGGCGCAGCCGCGGUGGUGUACUGCAAGGUUGGAGAAGGAGCAGCUUUGUUGACUGGCCCACAUCCAGAGUUCGUCUUCUUGGGCAAGCCAGUUGAUGACUGGUCGCUGACGAAGCCUAGGUUCGCUGCCGCCAAUAUCGAACCAAAGCCUAAAGUUCCGGGCUUCUCGGAUGUUAUCGCUGCUUUGGCCAACGACGAGAAGCAUCGGACCGAUUUUGUCAAAGCCUGCCUUACCAAGCUUGGCCUUACAGUGAGCGACGAACAAAAUGUACCUUCCCUAUCGCGCAUGCAUUUGUCGUCGUCAGAGCCCAAUGAUGUUGCCAGCUUGAUUUUAUCACUGGCAACCAUUACUCAAAAAGAUGAGCACGGGGAAGAGCUGAUCAAGGACGAGAAUGACACUUUCCACAUUGUCAAGCCCUCGACCUGGAGCAUGCUCGAUCUGACACAGGCCCUACCAUUGGAAAAUGAGACAAAGGAUUCUGCUGACCAAUUGGAUGGCAGCUCCGACCGUAUCAUCGAUUAUAACACGAUAAUCAAACCAAUAUUGGUCCAUGACCAGGAGUAUCCACAGGCGAAGACAACUCCAUACUUCAAUCACCACGCGUUCUACUCAAAUCUGCGUCACUACCAGGCAUCGUUAACCAGUGCCACCAACUUUGGGUCACACCUUCUCUAUGGGGAAGUCGUGACCUCGACAAACACCUUGUUGGAAAAGAAUACGAAGCUCCUGCGUAAUUUACCUCAAGGUUUCACGGCUACUGCAACUGUGCAAGUCGCUGGUCGGGGAAGAGGUUCAAAUGUGUGGGUCUCGCCUGCAGGCAGUUUAAUGUUCAGCACCGUCAUUCGUCAUCCAAUGGCCUUGAUGCAGACUGCGCCUGUUGUCUUUGUCCAAUAUCUGGCCGCCAUGGCAAUAGUCAAUGGUAUCAAGUCGUACGACGGUAAGCUCUACAAAGACAUGCCAAUCAAACUCAAAUGGCCAAACGACAUCUUUGCGCUCGAUCCUGUAAAGGCCAAAGAAAAUGGAGGUGAUAGAAAUGAGAACUAUACGAAAAUUGGGGGUAUCUUAGUCAACAGUCAUUACAACUCGAAAGAGUAUAUUGCAGUCUGUGGGAUUGGUCUGAACACGUCAAACGCGGCACCUACGACAUCCUUGAAUCAACUCAUUCAAUUCCUUCCCAGAGAGGUUGCUCCAUUUACCUUGGAAAGGCUAUUGGCUCGAAUCCUGACCGUCUUCGACGACAUCUACACUCGCUUCCUUGGAACUGGCUUUGACGAGUACCUAGAGAAUAUGUACUACCAACAUUGGCUUCAUAUGGAUCAGAUCGUGACACUGGAAGCUGAGGGAGGACAGCGAGCUCGAAUCAAGGGCAUCACGAGAGAUUAUGGUCUACUUAUCGCCGAAGAGCUAGGCUGGGAAGACCGUGAGACCGGAAAACGGUGGACACUUCAAAGUGAUUCAAACAGCUUUGACUUCUUUAAGGGGCUUCUCAAGGUAUGUUCUCUCCUCCAAUGUCCUAACUCCGUCUACAGUAUCCAACAACUUUCUAUUGCCAAUAUCCUCGGGAUAAACGUAAGCUAA